AUGCUGCGCGCCUCCAUCCUAAGGGCCCGUCCAGCCGCCAGGCCAUUGGUCCGCGCCGCCCGCCCGCAAUGGCACGUUGCCCAACGCUUCUACGCCGACGAUAAGAAGAACCUGGGCGAGACAGCCGUCCCCAAUCCUGCACCUACCACGUCGCCAUCGAACCCCUCUGCUGUCCAAGAGGGCACUAUCCCCACCUCGGACAUUCCCAAAGCACCGCCUGCCCCCGACAGCACCGUGACUGCCGCAGUGUCGCGCGAUGCGCCCGCCAUAUCACCAAAGACAACACCGCCCACCGGCCCCGGAUCAGCGAGCAUAGCCCCCGACCCAAUCCAGCCCAAGCCCAAGAAGAAGCGACGCAUCUUCCGCAAGCUCCUUCUCUGGCUGACAGUCCUGUCUGGUCUCGGUUACGCCGGUGGUGUCUGGUACUCGCUCGUCUCGGACAACUUCCACGACUUCUUCACUGAAUACAUUCCCUAUGGAGAGGAUGCCGUUGCCUACUUUGAGGAGCGCGAGUUCCGGCGCCGAUUUCCCGGUCGCGCUGGCGAUCCAAGGCUGCACCCUCAGAUAUCUGGCGAGAACAAAGUCACAAUCCCUGGGAGGAGCGGCCUGACUGCGCGCCCAGCUCAAGAGAACAAGAGCGACCUCGGCUCCAAGGGUCCCCAUCUGAGCGCUGUCGACGCCAACACAAAGCCCGACAAGACCGAGUCGAGUGGACAACAACCCAAGGUUUCCUCCGGCACACCUGCACCGGCUAAGACAGAAGAGAAGAAGGCUGUCCCAGUCACGGAAGUCAAGAAGGAGACUCCAGCCAAGCCCAUCUCCCAACUAGACCACCUCAGCGUACCCUCCGCAACCGAGCCCGUCGUACAAGAUGUCGUCAAGAUCGUCAACGACAUCAUCACCGUCAUCAACGCCGACAGCGCCCACGACGGCAAGUACAACUCUGCGCUGGACAAGGCCAAGAGUGAACUCGCCAAGGUCGUCUCAGACAUCAACAUGAUGAAGGAGAGCCUCCAAAAGCAGACCGAAGACAAGGUCAAGGCCGCCCACGCCGAAUUCGACCAGGCCGCCAAGGAGCUUGUCCAGCGUCUCGACCACCAAAUGCAGGCCCAAGAAGCUCAGUUCAAGGAGGAAUUCGAGAACGAGCGUGAGCGUCUAUCACAAUCCUACAAGGAGCGUCUCCAGUCCGAGCUCCAAGCCGCACAAAAGGUCUACGACCAGAAGCUCAAGAACCAGCUCUUGGAACAGAGCAUCAACAUGCAAAAGUCCUUUACGGCCAACGUCCGGGAACGCGUCGAAGCUGAACGUGACGGUCGUCUCGGCAAACUCAACGAGCUCUCGUCUUCUGUCCACGAGCUCGAGAAGCUGACGGGAGAGUGGAACAGCGUGGUCGACGCCAACCUCAAGACCCAACAUCUCGUUGUCGCCGUCGAGGCCGUCAAGUCAGCGCUCGAGACGCAAGCUAUUCCCAAGCCAUUUGUCACUGAGCUUGCUGCUCUCAAGGAGAUUGCCGCCGACGACCCAGUCGUCAGCGCUGCUAUCGCUAGCAUCAACCCCGCCGCCUACCAACGCGGUAUCCCCAGCUCCGCCCUCCUAAUCGACCGUUUCCGUCGCGUAGCUUCGGAAGUCAGGAAAGCGGCGCUGCUGCCCGAGGACGCUGGUGUCGCCUCGCACCUUGCCUCGCUCGCCAUGUCAAAGGUGCUCUUCAAGAAGUCUGGUCUCGCUGUUGGCGGUGACGUCGAAGCCGUGCUCGCGCGCACAGAAGUCCUCCUCGAAGAAGGCGAUCUCGAUGCUGCGGCCCGUGAGAUGAACGGUCUGCAAGGAUGGGCUAAAGUACUGAGCAAGGAUUGGUUGAGCGAGUGCAGGAGAGUGCUGGAAGUUAAGCAGGCGUUGGAUGUCAUUGCUACCGAGGCGAGACUGAAUAGCUUGCUCAUUGACUAG
Molecule: messenger RNA, 1941 nt
Organism: Alternaria atra
Lineage: Eukaryota; Fungi; Ascomycota; Dothideomycetes; Pleosporales; Pleosporaceae
Exons: 1
Coding region: 1-1941 (646 amino acids)
Biological process (GO): cristae formation
Cellular component (GO): MICOS complex
Source: RefSeq, a predicted model, not a curated record